AUGAUGGCAGGACUCGCAGCCCAGGAUUAUCAGCUGGAAAUAAGACAACAGCCCAAGGCAGGCUGCGUGGCUCUCACGAAAGGAAAAGAUCGCCGACCACUGGAUCCUCCUCCAAUCGUCCAGCUCAAGGUCUCGCCGAGGUUGGAUCCCACCCAGAGGUUUCUCCAGAAUCCUUACCUUAUCCUCAUCGCCAAACUGGUUCCCAAGGAUGGCGAAAAUGAUGAGCAACAACGGCGAACCGAAACCAAAGGGGGCGACUUGGCCGGGACAGUCGUCUCCUCUCUCUACAACCUCAAGGAUACCGAUAAUACCCAGGGUGGAUUUUUUGUGUUUGGGGAUUUGUCAGUGAAAAGAGAGGGCUCUUUUCGACUCGAGUUCACCCUCUUCGAGCUCAGAUCACAGACCAAAGACUGCUGGCAACUCUCCAGCUGCAUUUCGGACACUUUCCAGGUUUAUGCCAACAAGGCCUUCCCUGGAUUGCAGGAAUCGACAUUUCUGACCAGGACCUUCAGCGACCAGGGUGUCCGGCUACGGUUACGAAAGGACUCGAGGACGGUUGUUCAGAGCAGAAAGCGCGGUGCCAGCGGUGCGCCCCAGGUUGACAUGAAGCCGCAGUCGAUUGGUUACAUGCAUGGUGGAAACCACGACUUGAGUCCCAAUGGCCAGCAGCACCACGGCAGAAGGACUAGCGCUCUGGAGUUCGAUAAUGGAAGCUACGACUUUGGAUAUGACCCCCGAGGCGGCAAGCGCAUGCGACACAACAGCUCGGCCGGCAAUCACCCCGGCUACGACAGCGGCUAUUACACCCAUCAUAACCCAAACCCUAGGACGAUACCAGAGCCCAUGGUGUCGGCUGCCUUUUCCAACGGCAUCCCCAUGACUACCAGCUACCCAGUGCAUACACAGCCUGCCAUCUCUGGAAUCUCUAUGCGCCCUAGUAUGGCAGCUUUCCCGCCUCUGCAUCCGCUUGACACGCAGAUCUCGCCACACUCUGCCGGCCCGAAUUCAGCAUCGUCAACCUUCUCUCCAGGCACGAGCUUCUCUCCAGGCACGAGAAGGUCUCCCCUCUCAGCAUACCAAUACCCGAACACACAUCACAACAUCUAUGGCUCGCCCACUCAUAUGAAUUACCAGACGACUUCAGCACAGCAGCCAAUGGCUCAGCAUGGUGACAUGGGGUUGUCACUUCCACUCCCAGGUAUUGACCUUGGCGACAUUGAGAAAUAA
Molecule: messenger RNA, 1227 nt
Organism: Podospora anserina S mat+
Lineage: Eukaryota; Fungi; Ascomycota; Sordariomycetes; Sordariales; Podosporaceae
Exons: 2
Coding region: 1-1227 (408 amino acids)
Source: RefSeq, a predicted model, not a curated record